Molecule: messenger RNA, 1167 nt
Organism: Rhodofomes roseus
Lineage: Eukaryota; Fungi; Basidiomycota; Agaricomycetes; Polyporales; Fomitopsidaceae
Exons: 5
Coding region: 79-1152 (357 amino acids)
Source: RefSeq, a predicted model, not a curated record
CUUGACUCUCAUCCCCCAUCUCGGUCCUGGUCCAUUUCGCUCGUUCGCAGUCAUUCCUUUUAAUUUACUCUCUCUAUAAUGGCAGUUAUUGCAGCUUUGCUACUACUGGGUGUCGUUGCCUCCCGUGGCCGCGGGCAAACGUAUUCGGCGACGUACCUUCCGUCGAACGCGCCCGAUCAUACCCAGGACGGUCAAUAUGGUACUAACCAGUGCGGCAUCCAAUCAAGUCAGAACUCUCUUUGUCAGAAUGCAUACUUGAACUCCGUGGACGACUUCUGCGUCUUCGCGCCUCCAUACUCAGGUUCAAAUGCGACUAUUGGCGAUACAGAACGCGUUGAGGUCUCCUGGUGCCUUCGAGAUGGGUACGGAACGCGCCUGAUCCCCGACGGCACCAUCACUGGCGCGCACUUCGUGCAGACUCCGGACUACAUCCAGAUCACUGGCGUUGGCGAUCUUACGAAGUUGAACAUCCCCGUGGGCGACGACGGAGGCGAGCUGGACCCUCACGGUGCGGAUGGCAAUGGAAACCCCAUCGGCGGUCUCGUGUUCUCAAAUGCACUCGGGCAGCUCCAGCAGUUGCAUGAAUGGACAAACUACAUGUCUGCUACGGAGUUCUGCUUCCGUGCGUGCACCCCCGGCCCGGACGCAACGACAUACUGCCAACACACCUACGACGUCAUGGGCUGCGAGUGGAACAUGCCUGGCGACUACGACGCCGGCGUCUUCGAUCGCUGCAUGGGUGACAGCGGGGAGCCCAUGGGAGUGUACGGCACUUCGACCUGGAAGCAAGGCCACUCGGCGACCCCUUCAGCUCAUCCUGCACCAGCCACGUCCAUGUGCACAACGUACUCGUCCGUAGGCAACGGCGUGCUCCUGGCGCGUAAUCUGUCUGCGAACGCUACUUCUCUCAGCGCUACGGCCACGAACAGCUCAGCGACGCCCUCGCUGACGCCGGUGACGAACUCCACGCAGGCAUCCGCCACACCGCUGCCCACCGUGACGCACAUGUCCAUUCCCGCUAGCAGCACCCCAAGCGCGACUGGAUACUCGCGGAAGGCAAGCGGGACUAUCGGUCGCGCUCAUGUCGAUGCUCUCUGGCAACUGCUCGUUCUCCUCGGGGCCGCUCUUGUCGGCAUGUCGUUCUGCUUCUGAAUGGCUCGGACUAGA